Molecule: messenger RNA, 1179 nt
Organism: Gadus chalcogrammus (walleye pollock)
Lineage: Eukaryota; Metazoa; Chordata; Actinopteri; Gadiformes; Gadidae
Gene: nmbr
Product: neuromedin B receptor
Exons: 5
Coding region: 1-1179 (392 amino acids)
Biological process (GO): G protein-coupled receptor signaling pathway
Cellular component (GO): membrane
Molecular function (GO): G protein-coupled peptide receptor activity
Source: RefSeq, a predicted model, not a curated record
AUGAACGACAUUCUCCUGAACUUGUCCCUGGACCGGGACUCGGGAGGAUCGGACUACCACAACUUUUCGGAAGAGGAGGAGUGGAUGAUGUCGGGGGACGGGGAGACGGUGAAUUUCGUGAUACGAUGCGUCAUGACCUCGGUGUACAUCCUGAUCAUCACCGUGGGACUGCUGGGAAACAUCACGCUGGUGAAGAUCUUCGUCACCAACAGCGCCAUGCGUAGCGUUCCCAACAUCUUCAUCUCGAGCCUGGCGGCGGGAGACCUGCUGCUGCUUGUGACCUGCGUGCCCGUGGACGCCUUCCGCUACUUCUUCGAGGAGUGGAUCUUCGGCGUGGUGGCGUGUAAACUCAUCCCUGUGAUCCAGCUCACCUCGGUGGGCGUAUCGGUGUUCACUCUGACGGCGCUCAGUGCAGACAGGUACAAGGCCAUAGUGAACCCCAUGGACAUCCAGACGUCCGGUGCGGUGGUGUGGACGUGCCUGAAGGCGGUCUCUAUCUGGCUGCUCUCCACGCUGCUGGCGGUCCCGGAAGCCAUAUUCUCCCAGGUCGUCUCCAUGCAGGGUCACAGCGGUAACGUGACCUUCGUGAACUGCGUGCCGUACCCGCUGUCCAAUCAGAUGCACCCCAAGAUCCACUCGGUGAUGAUCUUUCUGGUGUACUUCCUCAUCCCGCUCGGCAUCAUCUCUGUGUACUACUUCCACAUCGCACGCACCCUCGUCCGCAGCGCGCACAACAUGCCGGGCGAGGUCAGCGAGCACACCAAGAGACAGAUGGAGACCAGGAAGCGUCUGGCUAAGAUCGUGCUGGUGUUCGUGGGGCUGUUUGCACUGUGCUGGUUCCCCAACCACGUGCUGUACAUGUACCGCUCCUUCCACUACCAGCAGAUGGACCUCUCCCUGACCCACCUGGUCAUCAGCCUGCUGGCCCGCGUGCUCAGCUUCUCCUCAUCCUGCGUCAACCCCUUCGCCCUCUACCUGCUGAGCGACAGCUUCAGACGCCACUUCAACAGUCAGCUGCAGUGUGGCCGGGCGCCCCGCCCCCAGCGCCAGGCCAGCUACCUGCAGAGCACCUCCCACAUCCGCCUCACCUCCAUCAAGAAGACCGCCCCCGCCGCCGUCGUCACGGCAGCGGUGCACGUCACAAAUGGAGGCGGCCAGAGAUCGGAGGAGGCUCUCUGA